AUGGGCACCAGGGCAGUGGUCGCGCCCCACCCUGUAUGGGGGCUGCUGGGCUGCUGUUUCUUCUGCAGCUGGGCUCUGGGGGACCCACGGCCCCUCCGCUCUCUGCCGCCACUGUCCUCCCAAGUCAAGCCGGGCUCCGUACCUAUGUGGGUACCCCCAGAGGGGGCUGAGGCAGCCCUGGCUUUUCUCUACUCUGGAGAUGCCCAACAGCUGUCAGGGGCUAAUUGCACUGAGCGCUACGAAGCCCACGGCGCAGGAGCCAGACCGGGGCUCCCCCCAGUCCUGUGGAGGGCAGCGGGCACCCUUGCCCAGGCCGCCAAUUUCCUCAACAUGCUGCUACAAGCCAACGACAUCCGCGAGUCCAGUGUGGAGGAGGAUGUGGAGUGGUACCAGGCACUGGUCCGCAGCGUGGCCGAGGGGGACCCAAGGGCGUACCGGGCUUUCCUGAUCUUUAACCCUCCGCCAGGGGCCAGCCACCUGCAGCUGGCCCUGCAGGCCACCCGGAUAGGGGAGGAGACCAUCCUUCAGGACUUGUCUGGAAGCAGGGUACAGGAGGAGAGCCCAACCGGGGCCCCGGACACCUCUGCCCUGCAGAAGCGGGUGCUGACCAAUGACCUAGGGAGCCUCGGCAGCCCCAAGUGGCCACAGGGGGACGGCUAUGUGGGAGACAUGCAGCAUGUGAAGCUAUCACCCCCCUUUCUGGAAUGCCAGGCCGGCCGGCUCCGUCCUGGCUGGCUUAUCACGCUUUCUGCCACCUUCUAUGGACUCAAGCCAGACCUCAGCCCAGAGGUCAGGGGGCAGGUGCAGAUGAUCGUCGAUCUUCAGAGCGUGGACAUCAAUCAGUGUGCCAAUGGGCCGGGCUGGUACUCUAACACACACCUGUGUGACCUCAACAGCACCCAGUGUGUCCCCCUGGAGAGUCAGGGCUUUGUCCUUGGCCACUACCUGUGCCGCUGCCGACCCGGCUUCUACGGGGCAAGCCACUCCGGGGGGUUAGAAGAGAGUGCCGCCCAGCCUACUGGGCAAUUCGGGUCCCCUCAGGGCAGCUCUGGGAGGCUGCUGCGGUGCCGGCCAUGUGCCGAGGGCUGCACCAGCUGCGUGGAUGCCACGCCGUGCCUGGUGGAGGAAGCUCUGGGGCUGCGGGCCGCGGUCCUGGCCUGCCAGGCCUGCUGCAUGCUGGCCGUCUUCCUGAGCAUGCUGGCCUCCUACCGCUGCCGCCGAAGCAAGAGGAUCCGAGCCUCUGGAGUUGUCCUGCUGGAGACCAUCCUUUUUGGAUCCCUGCUUCUCUACUUCCCUAGCCAGCAUCGGGAGAGAGACUGGGUGCUGUUCCACAAAGCGGGGGGCCCAAGGCAGCACUGCUGUGGCAGCGCGCCCCCAUACUCUCUGGCCUCCCUGCUCGACUGGGGCCUCAGGUCAGCCUCUUCCCAGGGGAGCAGAGCCCAGAGGGUUUUAUCAGACAACGGGCUUAGACCACCAAGUUUCCUUAUUUCCUACCCACUGAGCCUCUCAUUUGGGUUCCGUGACUAUGACCCUCCUAAGCAGAAAAAGAAGAGUAAAGACGCUCUCCCGAGGAGGCCGGAGCGAGCUCGAGGGGCGCCCCUGUCAGCCCCACCUUCCCCCGCCAAGAGCCACAGUGUGCACGGCUCCCAUGCCGCCGCCGGGAGGCUUCAGGAGGAGGCCACGAAAAGGCUGCCUCACCCGCCCGUCCGGCACCAGGUCUCCACACCCAUCAUGGCCCUGUCCGGGGCCUGCCUGGGAGAGCCGAGGAUGCUCUCCCCCACCUCCACCUUGGCUCCGGCUCUGAUGCCGGCUCCAGCCCCAACCCCGACCCCGCUGCCCGCCCUGGCACCAGUCCCGGUACCCCCCCAGAGCCCCAGCUUGCUCACCUUCAUCUGCCCCUGGGAGAACGCAGAACUGCCGGUCAAGAAAGGAAAUGUAGCUCCAGAGGGCCCCGCGGGGCCAGAGCGAGGCAACCACUCCCCUGCCCCGGCUCGGGCCAAGCUCUGGAGGGCCCUCUCAGUUGCAGUUGAGAGAAGAGGGACGGGGGAGAGUGGGAUGGCCACAGAGGAUGGACGUCUCCAAGGGGAAGCCGGUGAGGGGGACGAAGACAAGUCCAAGGUCUUCUCUAAAUCCCACAGCCUCAAGACCCCUGUUCAGCAGGGUUCCAUGCACAGUCUCGGCCUGGCUAUCAAAGCUCUGACCCGUUCUCGGAGCACUCACAGAGAGAAGGAGAGCGGGGAAGGGAGUCCUGAGCCGGAGGAGAAGGGCAGAGCCUCGGGAGAGGGCGUGGGGGCCUGCCCCCGAUCUCCCAGGCUAGGCCGGCCCAAGGCCGUGAGUAAGCAGGCCGCCGUCGCACCCUGUGACGAUGAGGAGACCCUCCAGAACCAACAGAACGCUCACACCAGCAGAAUGCUCCAAGUCUACCACCAGGAGGGCAGCAGGGAACAAGAAGAGGGAGGCAGGAGGGCAUCCCAAGGUCCCGGAGAGGCAAAAGUAGAGAGAGACGGUAAAGCGGGUUCUGCUGCACUGAGGCAAGCCAGGCAGGGCACAGUCGGGGACAAAACUGCCGAGCGAGCAAAAGAAGCCCCCGUGGGCUGGCGGGAACCUCCCAAAGCUGGCCUCCAGCCCACGGGCAGUGCUGACCGCAGGAUGGCAGAGGUAUGCCCCAGGGAAGUCGCCCAGUCAGAAGCAAGUCAGCCUGACCGUGGCAACAAGGCCCAGAUCUGCCCCUGGGAGGUGAGUGAAGGGGCCCCUGAGAAGGGGACACAACAACAAGCUCUAGAUGACUCCCAAGAGAGAAGGAAGGCGUCGGAAAAGUCAGGGCCCCAAAACGUGGCUGUCGUUGCUCGGAAAAAGCCAGAGAGGCUGGUCAGGGGGCAGGAGGUGGUAUGUCCCUGGGAGGGUGCCGAUCCUGGGAGUCUGUGCUCUUGGUCAGCCUCUCAGGACGCUGACAGAAACGACGGCAGGUCUGAGGCAGCUGGCCGGCGAGAUGCUAGAGAGGUGGAGAAGCCUCAGCAGGGAGCCACAGGCCCAGGAGCUUGUAUAUCUGACACUACCAAGGCAGAGCUCUGUCCCUGGGAGGCAUGUGAAGGAGAGAAUGGAAAACCAUUCCAGGAGGGAGUGAAGCUUCCCCAGGAAAAGCAGGAAACCCCCAAGAAAGCAACCUUCUGGAAAGAACAGAAACUGAGUGGAGACUUGGAGUCUUUUUGUCGGUGGGAGAGGACAGAUUUCCGGGGUCCCUCAGCAGUCUCUACUCCAGCCCCGGGAACCCCUGUGUGCUCCGGGAGUUUGGGCAGUAGCGUCUCGGAGGUGUGUCCAUGGGAGGCAGGAGAUGCUCCCGUCAGGAAAGCAGAGGUCUGUCCCUGGGAGCUGGGUGAUGAGGUAGUGGGGAAGGAACUGCCGAGUCAGGGGACAGGUGGAGAAUUUCUCCAGGGAAAGGGGAAAGCCUCUAGAAAAGGGCUCUUUGGAGAGAUGGGGGAACAAACUGGAAAAGCAGUGCAGAAAAGUAGUCAACAGCAGGAGUCAGUGUGUCCCCAGGACAGCACAGCCCCUGGGCACCCCAGCCCAUGUCUAGAUAAUUUCUCAGCCAAAGGUGGUGGCCAACUCCUCAGCAAUGGAGGAAGCAGGGCAACACAGGUAUGUCCAUGGGAAGAUCCCAGGCCAGAGCUGAGGGAAGUAACACCUGCCAGGGCAGAACUCUGUCCCUGGGAGGUAAAUGAACGAAUAAGAGAGGACUGGACAUCAGGACAGGCAGCAAAAGCAGGAGAAUCUCCAAAGGACAAGGAGAAAAUGCCUGGAACAUCAGGAAUCAAAGAUGGUGCAGCUUGGGAAAAGCCUGAGGGACAGCUCCAAAAUACGGAAACAGUCUGUCCUUGGGAGAAUGUGGACCCUGGCAGCUUCUCCCCACAACCAGGUCCUCAAGACACAGGUAGAGCCAAAGCCAGUUUCCACAUGUCAGGCAGCAUGGGAGGCAAAACUGCUGAGAUCUGUCCAUGGGACAUGGAAGAAACCAUGCGUGCUGAGAAGGCUGAGGUCUGUCCCUGGGAGGUGAGUGCUGGAGCAAGGCAGGAAAGAGCUUUGGGAGUUGAAGCCAUUAGGAAAUUUCCAAAUGACACAGGAAAGGCUUCUGCAGGUCCUGGACCCGGCGAGAUAGCUGUUACCUCUCCAAAGAAGCCGGAGAGGCCAGCCUGGGAGCAGGAGGUGGCCUGUCCCUGGGAAAGCUUGGAUCCAGGGGGCUCCUCUCAGCAUUCGGACACUCUGGGCACUGACAGACCAAAAGGUGGACUCCAGGAAAUGGACCAUGUGGGGUGCAGGGCAGCUGAGGUGUGUCCCUGGGAAGUGGAGGAAGCACCUACCAGUGAGAAAGCCAAGAUCUGUCCCUGGGAGGUGAACGAAGGAGCUACUGGGACAAGAUUGGAACAAGAAAGGGGGAGUGACUCAGCAGGACAGGAGAAAAUUCUAGAAAAGGGGAGACUCCCCUCCCUGGGAGAAGACAGAUCAAAAUGGGAGACAAAACAGAGUCAAGAAGAGGAAGCUAGUUGUCCUUGGGAGAAGGACUUGAGGGCUCCCUCUGCUCAGGGCCCUGAGGUCUCAGACUCAUCCCUCAGCACGAGUGGCAACAUGAAAGAGGGACAUUCCUUGCAAGCGAGGGAUGAGGCAGUGGAGGAAGGGGACCUGACACAAGAUGCAAAGAUGGGCUCCUUCCCAGAACACAGAACCCCAGUAGAAGCCCUGUCUUCAAAAGCAGGAGAAUUCACUACUGAAGAUAGGGGGAAAGCAAGCAAAGAACUACAAUCUGUCCGUCCACGGGAGAGCAUGACCCCGGCAGGUGAUUCCUCCCACCCGGACGGUCAAUGCCGUGACCAACCUAAGGCCGGCUCUCAGGACCUGGCUGGCGUUGGGGGCAGGCUUGCUGAGGUGUGCCCGUGGGAUGAUCCUAACCCUGAUGGCAGCGCCAAAGCUGAUAUCUGCCCCUGGGAGGUGACUGAAAGGGUCCCUGACGAAGGGAUGGCAAGACAGGAUGGGAAAGGGACACCUCAAGAGAAGGGGAAGGUCCCAGGAAGACCAGAGCCCCAAAUUGUGGCAGUUCAGGAAAAGCCAGAGAGGGCAGAUGGGAAACAGGAGGCGGUGUGUCCCUGGGAGAGUCAGGAUUGUGGGGGUCCGUCUCCGCAACCAGCCCCACAAGCUUCUGCCAGAAGCGAAGGCAGUUCGGAGGCAGCAGGCAGUGUGGGGGCCAGGGUGGCAGAAGUGUGUCCGUGGGAAGCAAGAGAGUCUCCAUCUGCUAAAGAAGCAGACAUCUGCCCUUGGGAGGCGAAGACAGAAGCUGCUGAGAAAGGGGGACUGGAACAAGAGGUGGACGGAAAAUCCCAAGGGCGAGGAGAGAUGAUCCCUCAAAAGGCGGCAUCUCCGAGGACUGAAGAACACUUUUCAAAAGCAGCAGCAAUAGUCAGCAGAGAGCAGGCGACAGUCUGCUCAGGUUCCGGGGAGCUCCUCCCCCAGCCAGAGGCUCCGGACACUGACCAACCCCAAGUCAGUCCCCACGGAGUAAGCAGUAUGGGGAGCAGGAUGGCAGAGCUGUGUCGAUGGGAAAUCACAGAUCCAGAAGGAAAUAAAAUAAAGGGCACCAUGGCAGACAUCUGUGAUUGGGAGGGAACCGGAGCCCCACCUGAGGAAUCUGGCCUUCUGGCUUUAACAGCAACUCAGACAGAAAUAUUUUUCCCCCCAGCCCCUGAGAACCCACCAUGCCUUUUAGUCCACAGACCUCCGGGUAGCUUCCUUCCAGAGAGCAAGAGCCCCCGCCCUGAGGGGAGCAAGGCAGCCACUACUUUUACUCUAGAAGGGGUCCGAGAACUCCAAGGAGCUUCAGGACACGAGCCAAGGACCAGCUCAGUCCCAGAGCCAAGUCUCCAAGAAGCUGAGGCUCACGAGUCUUCCUCCUUCGCUGAAGACAAAGAAGUGGCUUCUAUAGCUCCAUAUGAAGAACUCUCCCCUCCAACUGUCUAUCCUUGGGACUGCGAGUAA
Molecule: messenger RNA, 6021 nt
Organism: Puma concolor (puma)
Lineage: Eukaryota; Metazoa; Chordata; Mammalia; Carnivora; Felidae
Source: RefSeq, a predicted model, not a curated record